Saccharomycopsis crataegensis is the source of this 3933-nucleotide messenger RNA. It is a transcript of the gene PAN2, whose product is annotated as poly(A)-specific ribonuclease. Gene Ontology annotation, biological process: nuclear-transcribed mRNA poly(A) tail shortening; mRNA processing. The coding region runs from base 1 to 3933 and encodes 1310 amino acids. The record is from RefSeq and is a predicted model, not a curated record. NCBI's taxonomy places the organism in Eukaryota, Fungi, Ascomycota, Saccharomycetes, Ascoideales, Saccharomycopsidaceae. Gene Ontology annotation, molecular function: poly(A)-specific ribonuclease activity; protein binding; nucleic acid binding. Gene Ontology annotation, cellular component: PAN complex; P-body. The transcript has a single exon.
AUGGAGAAUUUCCAGCAGAUCCAUUUCAGACAGACAAAGCACGGGGAUGGCCAGGUCAGCAGUGUGCUUUUUGAUGAUACCACAGACUUAGUCUGGAUAGGGGAUCUGAAAGGUCGGGCCACCUCAUAUUCUGGCCCAUCGUUAACCGCGUACACCUCAUUUGUCGCCACCAACGGCGGUGCUCCAAUAGUCCAGUUCUUGAAUCACCCAAGAGGUAUAUUAGCCCUAGGAAAAUAUUCUUUGAAACUCAGCAAUCGGCAAUCCUUCCCGCUAUGGCAUGUGGGGCCUCAUAGCCCGUCGAUGCGUGUUCUUGAGACCUCCGAGCUUCGUAACUUUACAGCAAUGUGUUAUGGCUCAGCUAGCCAAAGCUCUGUGGUAAUUGGCGGAGAGAUUGAUGCUGGUUUAAUUGAUUUCGAUUUGAAUAAAUUGAAGGUGAGCUCCACAAUCUCUCACGAGGGUAAAGUCGCCGUCAUGAAAUCCAGCAAUAAGUAUCUAGUUGUGGGCAAUGCCAAUGGUUCUUUAGAUAUCCUUGAUCCAUCGUCCAAUAAUUCAAUUGUCAAGAACUUUCAAUCACAUCAGUUAUCGUUUUCUAAAAUCGAUUUACAGAACUAUCUUUUGGUAACCACCGGUUAUUCAAAGAGACACAAUUACGCAAGCGUGGCGGUUGUUGAUCCUUUGAUUAACGUGUAUGAUUUAAGAUAUUUGAAGCCUUUGGCCCCAACAUCAUUUCCUGCCGGUGCCUCAUUUGUUUCUUUACACCCUAAAAUGCAAAAUAUGUGCUUUGCUUGUUCGGCCACUGGUCAAUUACAGUUCAUUGACUUGUUCAACAUCAAUAACUUCAAGAUAUAUCAAGUGAAUUUGCUCAAUCCUCAUGGAGCGGGGCUGACAUUUUUAGGAGCCCCAAAUGGCCCAAGCAGUCCGAAAAUAGUGAAAAUGGAAAUAAGUAACUCUGGUGAUUAUUUGAUCUUGGUUGAUAAUUACAACACCGUGUACUUAUGGUCGACCGAUCCGACUUCAGGAUUUAAUAACUAUAGUAAACAAUUGGAAUACCCAGUGGGUCUUGACUAUGAGCAAUUGAAAUCAAACUCCUUCAAUGUCACUGAUUUUGAUAAGAAAUUAAAUAUGGUUGGUAUGCCAUAUUAUAAAGAAUCGUUAUUAUCGAACUACUCAUCUGAUUUGAAAUUUAAUGCUGGUACCUUGCCCAAGAAGAUUCCUACUGAGUUGAUCCGAAACUCUGAGUCAACUAAAAGAGGUACUUUGGCACCAGGGUUCCAAAGGGAACGGACAACGGAGAUUGAUUUGAGGUAUUCGAAGUAUAAUAGAAAUAAAUAUGGCCCAAGAAACUUACAUCAGCAAUGGUAUAGUUUGGACCUGAAGGAUAAGAAGGGAAAUGUUCCAAGGUUCAUUAGUGAAAAGGAUGAUUCCAUAGAAAGUGAUAGUGAAUCAGAUUCAGAGGCGCUGAAUGGUAAAGAUGGCAGUGAAGAUGAACCUAAUGAUAAAAUCUUCAAGGAUUCGAAACUAGCCCAAAUUUUCGAUUAUAAACCAUCAUCUCAAACACCUCUUAAAAUACCACCAGCAUUUUCAAAACUUCAUAUUUUGUACUCAAGGUUUGGUAUUGAAGAUUUUGACUUUAAGUUUUACAACCGGUCAAAAAAGAAGUUUUCAGGGUUGGAAAUCGACAUUCAAAAUAGUUAUUGCAACAGUUUGUUGAUUUUGUAUAGGUUUGUUCCAGAAUUUUAUAACUGGUUAACUGAAAGUUUGACGCAUGACUGUUUCAUUUAUGAUAGAGACAGAUCUCAAGAUAAUUUAUUUUCUAAAGCCGGUAUGCAAAUGGGAAAAUCACUUUUAGCAGAAGUUGGAUAUUUGUUUGACAUGAUGGCAAAUUCAGGUGGGAAGAAUUGCCGAACCACCAAUUUCCAAAACGUCUUGUGCUCUAUUCGUGAGGCGUCUCAAUUGGGACUUAUUGAUAAUGGCAAGAAGGGUUAUAGUUCACACCAAUCGAUAGAUGAAGAUAGGGAAGAUGAGGAAGAUAAGUUGAAAAAUUUGAUUCAUUCUUUUAACAGGUUUAUUUUGCAGAGAUUAAGUUUUGACGAACGCAGACUUCAUUAUAAUGGCUUGAUUAAACACAACAAUGAGCAUCAAAGAAUGAUUAAUUUUGAUGAAAUGAGAUCCUAUGAAUUGGACAGGAUUGCUGGAAUCAAUAUGGAAACGGAAAUCAAGUCUACUUCGUGUACUUUCUCAUCUCGCAAACUCACCACAGUUUAUAAUUUGGAACUUAAAUGCAUGGGUAGUGUUGAUACCAAGAACCCGUUGAUUUCUUCUGUGGCCGACAGCCCAAAGAUUUCAAAGAACUACAUCUAUAGCUCAGGCAGCUUUAAAGGGAAAAAUAUGAACAAGUAUAAUAAUAUUUAUGCAGAUCAUAACAAUUCGGCAUUUUUGUACAGCCAGUCCAUUUUGCCUUAUAUUGAUGCUGCUAUGAACAACCAUUCAUUUACGCCAGUCAAGACUUGGUGUUCUGAGUGCCAAAAGUAUCAAGCCAUGAAUACUAUUAAGACUGUGAGAAAUUUACCGCAUGUACUAUCCUUGAAUUUGAAUCUUGACGAUGAUAGAGAGGUGAUUAGAAAAUUAUCACAAACUCAGGUUGAUGAAACCAAGAAUGGGAAGAGUCCACAUCAUUGGAUAGUGAAUGAAUUUUAUGCCAAGUUAUCGAAUUCGUCUCAGAGACCAAUUUUGAAACUAAAUGCUGCUGAUUUUAAUGGUAAAGGCGGGAGAUCGUCAAGUGGCAACAGUUACAACCAGGAUGAUGUGCGAGCAAGUUUGAAUAAUAUGAGCAUACAUGACCGGGAAAGUCUAUCAUCAUCUGGAUCGACCACUUCAUGCAAAUCGUCGUCGAUAAAGAAGCAGAAGUAUGGCAACGAGAUUAUCAAGUAUGAGUUGACUGGGCUUGUUUGUGAAAUUGGCGGUUCUGAAGAGAAUAAUUCUCUUGAGAAUAAGCAUUUGGUGACAUUUGUUAAAGUCAAGAACCAAACCAACGAUUCAUAUCAAUGGUAUUUGUUCAAUGACUUCUUGAUUAUUCCAAUAUAUGACGAAAAUGAGGUCUUCAACUUAUCAUAUUGGUGGAAGAAACCAUUGAUUGUGUUGUAUCAAUCAAACAAAUCACCAUCUGAAUUCAAUUAUAAGGUUGCAAAAAGUGGCCUUAACCAGGAAAUUCUUUAUAGAGAUUAUUUUGCCCAUGGAACUAGAGAGGGGAAAAUCAUUGAAUAUGAAUUGCUUACUAAAGAAGAAGCGCCUAAACCUGGCUCGUUGGUGGCUCUUGAUGCGGAAUUCGUAAUUUUGGAGUCAGAUAAGUACGAAAUUAGGUCUGAUGGAACAAAAGUGUUGGUUAAGCCAAAGCGGCAAUCAUUGGCAAGAGUUUCUGUUGUUCGAGGUGAUGCUGGUCCGAAAAAAGGGGUUCCAUUUAUUGAUGACUAUAUUGUCAUUGAAGAACAAGUGGAAGACUAUAUCACGUCAUUUUCUGGGAUUGAAAAGGGGGAUUUGGAUCCUUUCUUAUCAAAAAAAUCUUUGACAUACUUGGAAGUGGCAUACCGGAAACUUUGGCUUUUGCUCCAAAUAGGGGUUGUUUUUGUUGGUCAUGGGCUAACGAAUGAUUUCAGGGCCAUUAAUAUCCAAGUUCCAGAUACGCAAGUCAGAGAUACUUUGAAGCUAUAUUCCAAGAAAGAUGUGAAACGUAAACUAGGGUUAAAAUUUUUGAUGUUUGCAGUGUUAGGUAAAGAUGUUCAGACUGGCAACCAUGAUUCUAUCGAAGAUGCCAGAAGUGCUUUGGAAUUGUAUGAUCGUUACGCUGACUUAGUCAGUGCAGGUAAAUUUGAGAAUGAAUUGAACAGAAUAUAUAGAGAAGGUACGAUUUUGGGGUUCAAGGUUCCUGGAAGUUAA